UAAACACCAUAAAAAGCACUCCUUCUUCCAAAGGCAGGAAAGAGGUUUAGAGGUUCUCCUAGAGUUAGUAAGAUCCCGUACUCAGGGCUGCACCUGCCAAAUUGCUGCCCAGCUUUUCAAGAAUAAACAGUUGGAGGGAUAGUGCCCCCCCCCAUCGGCUGGAAAGCGGGCAGCAAAAUUUGAGAGGAAGAACCUGAUAUUGACAUGGUUUAUGACAGCUAGGAGUUCUCAACUGGGCAUCCAAGAAAAUACAAGCAAAAGUGGGAAGCCCACUUUGACUUCUAAGCUAAGGGAUACUAAAAGGGAUAAAAAGCACAUUGCGUGCAAGGAGGCAAUUUUUAGAUAGCAGUUAUUGGAUCAUGAAGAAAAGGGCAUUCGUUUUGCCUUUCCUCAUUUUGCUAAUAGUGUUGAUGUGCCAUUCAGAAGGGCUUACUGAAAGAGAUGGUCUCGGAACUGCAAAUGAGACCAUCAAGGCAACUAACCACAGUGGCGGCUUCCAGAUAGUCACUUUUGAUUGGCUCCAUGUGCAUGUACCUUUCCUUGUUACUUUCUGGGUCCUGGUGGCUUUCUCAGCUGGGAUUGUUUUCCACCUGUCCCAUAAAGUCACCAGUGUGGUUCCAGAAAGUGUCUUGCUCAUUGUGCUGGGCAUUAUCCUGGGAGGCAUUGUCUUCGCAGCAGAUCACAUUGCCUCCUUCACCCUUACGCCGGACGUCUUUUUCUUCUACUUGCUGCCACCCAUCGUCUUAGAUGCAGGAUACUUCAUGCCAAACCGACUCUUCUUUGGCAACCUGGGCACCAUCCUUAUCUAUGCCGUCGUCGGGACCAUCUGGAACACUGUCACCACAGGCCUUUCGCUCUACGGGGUCUUUCUCACAGGAAUAAUGGGUGACCUUAAAAGUGGUUGGUUGGAUUUCCUCUUGUUUGGUAGUCUAAUAGCUGCAGUGGAUCCUGUUGCUGUGUUGGCUGUAUUUGAAGAAGUUCACGUCAAUGAAGUCCUCUUCAUCAUUGUCUUUGGAGAGUCGUUACUUAAUGAUGCUGUAACUGUGGUGCUAUACAAUGUGUUUGAAUCAUUUGUUAAAAUAGGAACUGACAAUGUGGCUGCUACCGACUGGGUCUAUGGUGUAGUGUCUUUCUUCGUGGUGAGCAUCGGAGGAACUUUAGUCGGAGUUGUCUUUGCAUUCCUUCUCUCGCUUAUCACUCGUUUCACAAAGCACGUCAGAAUAAUUGAGCCCGGAUUCGUGUUUGUUGUCUCCUACCUGUCUUACUUGACGGCCGAGAUGCUGUCACUUUCUGCCAUCCUUGCUAUAACUUUCUGUGGUAUCUGCUGUCAGAAAUACGUCAAGGCAAAUAUUUCAGAGCAGUCUUCUACCACUGUGAAAUACACCAUGAAGAUGUUGGCGAGUGGUGCAGAGACUAUUAUUUUCAUGUUCCUGGGAAUUUCAGCUGUUGAUCCUAAGAUCUGGACUUGGAAUACAGCCUUCAUACUCUUGACGUUGGUCUUCAUCUCAGUCUACAGAGUAAUUGGUGUGAUUCUGCAGACUUGGGUUCUAAACCACUACCGAAUGGUCCAGCUGGGAAUAAUAGAUCAAGUGGUCAUGUCGUACGGUGGACUCCGUGGUGCCGUUGCCUUUGCUUUGGUUGUAACUCUGAACAAAGAUGAUGUUGGAGACAGAAACCUGUUUGUCAGCACAACAAUCAUUGUUGUGUUUUUUACCGUCAUAUUCCAGGGUUUGACAAUCAAGCCUUUGGUGCAGUGGUUGAAAGUGAAGAAAAGUGAGCAGCGAGAGCCCAAGCUGAACGAGAAGCUCCAUGGCAGGGCCUUUGACCACAUUCUUUCAGCCAUUGAAGAUAUAUCUGGUCAAAUAGGACAUAAUUACCUGAGAGACAAGUGGACUAAUAUUGACAGGCAAAUCCUCAGCAAAGUACUGAUGAGAAGAUCUGCUCAGAAAAGUAGAGACCGAAUUGUUAAAGUUUUCCGUGAGCUCAACUUGAAGGAUGCCAUUAGCUACGUGGCUGAGGGAGAGCGAAGAGGUUCUCUGGCAUUUAUCCGCUCAGCAAGUAUUGACAACACGGCCAAUGUGGACUUCAGCAUUAUUAAUCAAAUGAAUGGAGAGCCCUCUGUUUCCCAGUUGCUGAGAGAAACUGCCAGUUCUGUGUGUCUUGAUAUGCAAGCCCUGGAGCAGAGAAGAAAAAGCAUCCGAGAUGCAGAAGAUAUGUUCACCCACCAUACUCUACAACAGUAUCUGUACAAGCCCAGGCAAGAGCACAAGCAUGUGUACAGCCGCCAUGAAAUAUCUACCAACGAAGAGGAUAAGCAAAACAAAGAGAUUUUCCACAGGACCAUGAGGAGGCGCCUGGAGUCGUUCAAGACCACCAAACUAGGCAUGAGCCACCCUAAGAAGAACAAAAUUCACAAAAGAGACCGAGGCCAAAAAAGAAGAAAUAGCAAUGUCAUUCCAAAUGGAAAUCUCUCUUCGGAAGCCAUAAAGGAAAAAGAAAUUGAGUUUUCUGAACCAGAGGAGAAUGAUUAUGACAAUCUACAGACAGGGAAAGCAAUAGAAUUCCUUGCUAAUGUCACCAAGCAGAACUUCACAGAUACGAGUGGCAUUGAUAAUCCAGUAUUUUCAGCUGAUGUCGAACAAAACUCCACGGUGAGGUUUUCGCCUUGGCUCUCCGGGGAAGAGAUGGUGGUGCCUUCGCAACGGGCCAGAGUGCAGAUACCUUAUUCUCCAAACAACUUCCAGCGGAUCGCUCCCAUUCGACUCAGCAAUAGAUCUGUAGAUUCCUUUUUGCAAGUAGAUGGUCCUGAAGAGCGGUCUCAAAGUUUCCUCCCAGAAUCAACACACAUGUGACCCAACCCUUGCUGCUAUGAUGUCAGGACAUUCUUCAGAUGAAAUGCCCCCUCCUUGGGAAUACGAACAAACAAAAUCGGAUUUUGUUAUCGGAGAAACGCCUCCGCUUAAGGGCCCUGGCAACAAGACUACACACCUCUGGAAGGCAGGGACAUUUUAACCCUUGACUCUUUCUCGCCAGGAGUUACCUGGCCUCCACCGGCAAGCAGUCUUGAAUGCAAGUGACAAUCAAGCACAUUUUAAUACAAGUUACUAUACUGACACUAGGUACGAACCAGUGAAUUCACAUUCACGAGCAGGAAUCUGAUCUUGGGAACACUCGAAAGAAGAAAUGGCCGCUUAAUGCACAAGCUCACACAGGUCAGCAGCAGCAAGACGGGUUCAGAGUCGUCAUUUUUUCCACAGGCUGAAACCUGUGCAGCAUCCUAAACUUUAAAAGUUGGCAUCUUUUCACAUUCCCCACCCCACCCCGGGAGCAAGAAGAAACUCAGCUGUGAGUCUUGACCUGAGUGAGGGGAACACAUGAGAAAGAAUGUGAAUUAUAUAGACUCUAUGUAUGUAUAUUUUUUAAAAAAGAGAAUGUUUAAAUGCAGCCAGAUUUUGUAGAAAACUUUAUUUGAAAAACUGAACUCUGCGUUCAGCUGGCUAUGUUUCACAGUGAAGGAACUCAAGUUCAAACAUCAAGAUAAUAUACUGUACAGGUGGUGACCAUUUUGUGCGCAUCUGAUUGAUGUGCGACCGCCAACCCACACAUUGUUUUUGGCCCCGGAAGUGGGUGGAACAGGCUUACGUGUGGCCGCUGAGACAUGCAAUGACCCAGAAUGCAACCCCCCCCCACAACUUGUACUUCCUUUUUUUAAAAAAAGUAUUUAUUUUAGGGAUUUGCGAUAUGAAGAUUUUCAAAAUAGAAAUUGGAUCUGGCUGCAGGGCCGGUACCAGGCCAGGGUCAUGGAGGGUCAUCUAGUGCAGCCCCCUGCAAUGCACAAGGGCAUCCAUACUGGAACCCAGACUCAGAAGGUGUGAUCUCCAGUUUAGGGAUCCCAAGAUCAGUGGCCCAAAUUGGAAGCUGCCCACGCCCCGCUCUGUUGACCUGGCUCCUGGUGUCUAUACCAGGCCUGGCCAAUCCAGAGGCUUCAUUCUGACUACCGAUGGGCUGGUGUUACCCUGUGAGUUGCAAUGGGCUGUCAUGGCCCACGGUGGCGACACAGAGCAUCCAGACUGGCUGCUAAACUACAUCCCAGCAGCAGACCCCUGCAGUUCCUGGUUCAACCCCGGGAACCUUUAGCAGCUUUGCAUUUUCUUCCCAUGCCAUAUUUCCAAAAACACGCACCAAGGCUGCAAUCCUGUGCACACCUGCUUGGGAGUAAGUCCCAUUGAGCUCUGCUGGGCUUAUUUCUGAGCAGACAUGCACAGUAUUGCACUGUAAGGUGAUCCGCAGAAAUAUAUUCUGGGUGGAAUGGUGUAGUGCCUUUUUAUCAACUGCGAAAGAAAAAGGAAAUAUAUUUUCUUACUGUCAAAUAUUUUAACUAGUGAAUAGCUAAUUGAACUAUGGGGUUUUAAUUCUCUAUCUGUUUUCUACAAUCAAUAUCGCAGGGAAUUUAAUAAUGUUUUGCUUUAUAAACAGCCCCCUCCAAAGCUGAUGUAGAAUUUUAGUGCAGAGAAACCUGAGUAGUCUCAUCUUUUUUUUAAAAAAAAUAAGUUGAUCCACAUGAUAUAAAAUAGACACAAGUUACAGAGUGAAUUUUAAAAAUCUAUAAAAUUAUUAAUUUUUACACCAUUAGUUCCUCAAAUACUGUCAUCUUCCGUGUUUGACAGUUCUUUUUAAGUGCCAUGACCUCAGGUCAUUUAAGUUUCAUAUUACUGUAAAUUGAUAGUCUGGUUGUGUGUGUGUGUGGUGUGUGUGUGUGUG
Molecule: messenger RNA, 4761 nt
Organism: Zootoca vivipara (common lizard)
Lineage: Eukaryota; Metazoa; Chordata; Lepidosauria; Squamata; Lacertidae
Gene: SLC9A3
Product: solute carrier family 9 member A3
Biological process (GO): potassium ion transmembrane transport; proton transmembrane transport; sodium ion import across plasma membrane
Cellular component (GO): apical plasma membrane; plasma membrane; brush border membrane
Molecular function (GO): sodium:proton antiporter activity; potassium:proton antiporter activity
Source: RefSeq, a predicted model, not a curated record